This is a messenger RNA of Necator americanus (New World hookworm), 1572 nucleotides long. RefSeq lists its product as uncharacterized. Gene Ontology annotation, biological process: protein N-linked glycosylation. The coding region runs from base 1 to 1572 and encodes 523 amino acids. Gene Ontology annotation, cellular component: endoplasmic reticulum-Golgi intermediate compartment; Golgi stack; endoplasmic reticulum. Gene Ontology annotation, molecular function: acetylglucosaminyltransferase activity. Lineage: Eukaryota; Metazoa; Nematoda; Chromadorea; Rhabditida; Ancylostomatidae. The transcript is spliced from 13 exons. The record is from RefSeq and is a predicted model, not a curated record.
AUGACUCUCAACACGGUGGAUGUAACCAAAGCAGCUGAACCACCGACGGAAUCCAGCUUGUUCUUGAGAGUGUGCUUCAUCCAGCGUCUUAGAUGUGAGCACGAGGACGAUUUUGGCGAAUACUCUGUGCAACACGCUCAUCAAGCAUAUCGGGCGAAACCUAUUUCAACAGAUACUAUGACUCGCAUCACCUUGAAAAUCCUCGUAUUUAUCUCUGUGGCCGUGAACAUCUACUUGCUAGUGCUAAUGAACAGAGGAACAGCUAAUGGUACUCACGUGAAAAAAGCUCCAUUUUCUUCUCACCAGGAACCGAUUCUAUGGUCCGGAAUACUGGAUUUUUUCCCAGACCUGCGUAAUGUUGCACGAAAUGAGCUUGAACCAAUUCUCUUAACAACACCAAGAAGUGUUCGAAAAAAAUUGAUAGUGGGCAUACCGACGGCAGAGAGGGAAGAGGACUACUUGAUCGUUACCUUAUAUUCCCUUUUCGACAAUCUUGACUCCUAUUACAGGAAAGAUAUUGGCUUCCUAGUCAUGUUCGCCAGCAACGAUACUGAGUUAAUUAAGAGUAAAACAGCUGAACUACACAUGGUAUUCUCAGAACAAAUCCUCGAUGGUCUUCUUGAGAUAAUUGCUGUUCCGCCUGCUUGGUACAAAACAGAUGUCAGUAGUAUUCCACCAACUUUGAAUGAUGCACCAAAUAGAAUGUUCUGGAGAACCAAACAAAAUAUCGACUUUCUCUACAUUAUGAUGUAUGCUAGCCAAAGAUGUGAUUACUAUUUGCAGCUAGAAGAUGAUGUGAAAGCUGCUCCUGGAUACGCCAGAGUGAUAUUCAACUAUCUCGCUUUGAAGAACGGCACGCGAUGGUUUCUCAUGGAUUUCUCCUCAAUGGGAUUUAUUGGAAAACUAUUUAGUGUCGCCAAGCUGAAUUACAUUACCUACGCGAUCGGUCUCUACUAUCGUUUCAAGCCUGUUGAUUGGAUUCUUGAAGAUGUACUCCGAAGUCGUUAUUGCAGACUUGAACACGGUGUCAAAAAAUGCGCGGAGGCAAUAUCUUCAUUUCGAAUAAACUCUGGAGCGCCACAAUUUCUACAUAUUGGCAAAGUUUCUUCACUAAAAGGAAAGAUUCUGAAGACGUAUGAAAAUAGCUUCAACAAAGGAUCUGCUGAGGGCGAACGUGGAAACCCGAGAGCAGAGGUUACGACAUCAAUGACACCAGUGAAAGAACAUGAGGCACAAAAUGGUUACGUUAAUAAUGUCGCUAUGUGGUUUCUCAAUCCGCAAAAAGGAGAUUACAUUUCAAUAGCAUUCCAUGAAGAAGUAAAUAUUACAGGUGUAAUGUUCCUAAGCGGUGUACCACCUGCUCCACGAGAUAAACUCGGACCUGAGGCUAUCGUUAUUGCUCGUAAUGAUCAAUCAAAAACCAGUUUGGGACAGUUUUCUUACAACGGUAGCUUUGUAUUUCGUUCAAACGGAACGAUUGCCACAGAGCUACGAAUCGAAAUAACUGCCGACAUCAAGCAUUGGAUAAGUAUUGAUCAUAUAAUAAUUGAUACUGUUUAUUGUGAACGGUAA